Molecule: messenger RNA, 576 nt
Organism: Miscanthus lutarioriparius
Lineage: Eukaryota; Viridiplantae; Streptophyta; Magnoliopsida; Poales; Poaceae
Source: the annotation of a GenBank genome assembly
AUGCUGCUGCACGCGGAGCAGCUCGCUGCCGCCGCCGCUGAACAUCUCUGUCCGGCCGUCGUCGUCGUCUGCGUUGUCUUCUCCGUCACGGUGUUCUUCAACCUGGCCAUCUUCUCGCUCAACUUUCUGGUCGCACGCGGGCGGGCUGCCGGGGGAACAAGGCUGCUGCUCCGCCCAACCGCGAGAGCCGGAGCAGCACCUGCUGUCUCUGCAUCGAAAUCUCUACCUGCCCCUUUCAUCGGGCUCUGCCUCGUCAUGGGAGCGGGGCUGCACGCCAAAUCGCUCGCCGCCGCGGCUGCCGAGUACCAAAUCGACCCGGCCGUCGUCGCGCUCUUCCACUUGACGAUCCUCUCCAUUCACAAGACCCUGGCGAGCCAUCGGGCCGAGGACGAGCCCAAGCAGCUGCUGCGCUCGCGAAGACUCCCUCUGCUCCCGUUCGUCGUCGUCCUCGCGCUCGCCAUCUCCGCGGCGUCGUCCGUGCAGACCGUCAUGGCGGAUGGCGCGCCCGAUCUUCCUCAGGACGCCUCCGUUUGGGCCGCGCUGGUCCUCGCCAUGUCAUUCAAUAUCGCACACUGA